Molecule: messenger RNA, 1092 nt
Organism: Darwinula stevensoni
Lineage: Eukaryota; Metazoa; Arthropoda; Ostracoda; Podocopida; Darwinulidae
Source: the annotation of a GenBank genome assembly
AUGCUGCAAGUGAUGCAGAUCAACCGACAACGACAGCCAUCAAGAGCAGCUCCUCAAACAGCGCUUCUGAAGAAUCGGAAUCUAUCAGUCGGCAUGCUUCAGCUUCCUUCGAAUAUCACCAUCACAGAGUCGCUGCCAACUGAGAUGGACAUGUCUAAAUUUGUUUCCUGUCUCUGUAGCCCUUUACCGGUGUCCCAGACUGUCUCGGGGAAAGGAGGAGGCAUCGUCGUGGAGUUCGAGUGCCAGUCUUGCCAGUCAAGGCGGCUCCGAUUUGAGUCAUCUCUCUCCCUUCAGACUUCUCGCCGACUCGUCAACAGCAUAUUGCUGCAAGUUGCUUCGAUAAUUGCUGGACUCACGUACAGCCAAUAUUAUCGAAUGCUUGGAAUAAGAUGUGCGGCAGGACCAUAUAUGAAAUGUCGAAAAAGGAUCCAGGAGAAGUGGGCUGCAUAUCCCGUGCCAUCACAACGAAUGAUGGUGCAUGGCCAACUAGGGGAUCCCACACAUGGGAGAGACAAGGUUUGCAAGGUUCCUCUCUAUGGAGGAAUGUCUAAAUCAGCAGAGGGAUUUCAGUACUUGAAAGCUCAUGGAGUCCACGUUGAGGUAAAUUGGCAAGAUAAGGACAGUACAAGUAAGCUCAGCUUCCGAGAGGCCUACCCUGACGAAGCAGCAUCCAAAGUCAUGAUUUGUGAAGGUCAUGCAGCUAGAUCUCAUACUAACAUACUUCAGAAGGAGUCGUAUAUUGUUACGACGGGUCCCUGGAGGGGCUGGAGCAGUGAUUUGCUCGAUUUGCUGUUGCGGUUGGAGGGGGAGUGGAAGGAACUGUACCGUCGACGUGUUGGAGAAAGCCCCGCACCUCGUUGCUAUUCGGACCAUAAGGACACUGAAAUCCACCGGGCCUGCGGUGAUGGAAGUGACCCCGCCCUGUACUUUCGUCGUGGAUUAGAUUGGUCCGAGUCAACGACCGGGUGUCUGGCAGAUACACUGCCUCAGCCGGCGUUCCCCAAGGCUACGUCCUUGGCGCCACUCCUACUCCUCGCGUACGUCAACGACCUCCCCAAGCACAUUUCCGGGACUGCAUACGCCAACCAAUAA